AUCCACAAUCAUCCACUAUCAUUCACUGUCAUCCAUAGUCAUCCAUUGUUAUCGAUAGGCAUCCAUAAUCAUCAAUAUUCAUCCAUAAUCAUCAAUAUUCAUCCAUAUUCAUCCAUAGUCAUCCACUGUCAUCCAUAGUCAUAUAUAAUAAACACUGUAAUUUGCUCUGAUCCGCUGUAAUCCGUUGUCAUCUGCAGUUAUCUGCUGUAAUCAAUAAUGAUCCACAGUCAUUCAUUGUUAUCCAUAGUCAUCCAUAGUCAUCCAUAAGCAUUAAAAAGACAUACACUGUUAUCUGCUGUCAUCCACUGUAAUCCGCUGUCAUCAGCUGUCAUCCUUGGGAAUCCACAACAAUCCACACAUAUCCAUAGUUAUUUAUAGUCAUCCAUAACCAUCCACUGUCAUCCGCAGUCAUACAAAUUCAUCAGUAGCUCAUCCGCCGCCUUCCACUGUCAUUCACACUCAUCCACUCUGAUUAAUUGCCUUCAAUAGUCAUCCGCUGUCAUCGACAGUCAUCCACAAUCAUCGCAGUCUUCAACUGUCAUCCAAUGUCAUCAAUUGUCUUCAAUGGUUAUCCAAAAUCAUCCUUAGUCAUUCAUUGUAUUCGAUAGUCAUCAACUGUCAUCCGCCGUCAUCCAUUGUCAUCACUCUGUUUCACUCUAAUCCGCUGUCAUCCAUAAUCCUCCAAAGCAAUCAAUAGUAAUAAAUGGUCAUCCAAAUUCUUCCAUAAUAAUCCAUUGUCAUUAAUAAUAACCCAUAGUCAUCAAUUGUCCUUCAUAGUCAUCCAUAAUCAUCCGUAUUCAUUCAAUUUCUUCAAUUUUCAUCAUGUUUAUCCAUUAUAUUUUAUGGUCAUCCGCUAUCAUCCACAGUAAUCAACUGUCAUUCACUGUUAUCCACUUUCAUACACUGUCAUCCAUUGUUGUCCAAUGUCAUCCAAACCAUUUACUGUCUUCCAUAGUCAUCCAUAGCCAUCCAAAUUCACCCAUAGUCAGCCAUAGUCAUCCAUAGUCAUCCAUAAUCAUCCAUAGUCAUAUAUAUAGUUAUACAUAGUCAUAAAUAGUCAUCCAUAGUCAUUUAUGAUCAUCCAUAGAAAUCCAUAGUCAUCCAUUGUCAUCAGCUGUCAUCCGCUGUCAUCCACUAUCACCCAAUCCGCUCAACUAUCAUAAAUUUUCAUCCAUUUUCAACCAUAGUCAUACAUAGUUAUCCAUAGUGAUCCACUGUCAUCCAUAGCUAUCCAUAGCCGACCAAGUCAUCAGCAGGCAUUCGCUGUGAUCCAUUGUCAUCCACUCUCAUCCAAUAUCAUUCAUAAGUCAUCAAUAAUAAUAUUUGGUCAUCCAUACUCAUCAAUAUGUAUCCAUUGCCAUCGAUAGUCAUCCGUAGUCAUACAUAGUCAUCUAUAGUUAUUUAUUUUUAUCCAUUCUCAAAAACUGUCAUCCAAUGUCAUCCAUUGUCAUUUGCUGUCAUCCAUUGUCAUCAACUAACAUACACGGUCAUCUAUUGUCAUCCAUUGUUAUCCAAUAUCAUUCAUAGCUAGUCAAUUGUCUCCCAUAACCAUCCAUAGCAAUCCAGAUAAUCUAAUGUCAUCCAUAGUCAUCUAUAGUUUUCCAUAAUCAACCGCAGCCAUCAAUUGUCAUCAAAAUUCAUCCAUAGACAUCCAUAUUCAACCAUUGUCAUCCUUAGUCAUCUAUUGUCAUCCAUAGUCAUCCGCUGUAAUAGACUGUCAUCUACAGUCAUCCACUAAAUCCACUGUCAUCCAUAGUCAUCCAUAGGCAUCCUUGGUCAUUCGUAAUCAUCAAUAGUAAUCAAUAGUCAUCCACUAUCAUUCGCUCUCAUCCGCUGUCAUCCAUAGUGACCCAAAAUCAACCGUAGUCAUACAUAGUCAUACAUUAUCAUACAUAGUCAUCCAUUAUCAUCAAUUGUUAUUCAUUAUAAUCCAUCUUCAACCAUUUUCAUCCGUAGUGAUUUGAUGUAUCCAUUUUUAUCCAAUGUCAUCCAUAGCUAGUCAUUGUCUUCCAUACCCAUCCAUAGCAAUUCAUAUAAUCUUUUGUUAUCCAUUGUCAUCUAUGAUCGUCCAUAAUCAUCCACAGUCAUCAAUUGUCAUCAAAUUUGAACCAUAGUCAUCCAUAGUCAUUCACUGUCAUCCGUUGUUAUCCGGUGUCAUCCAUAUUGAUGCACAGUCAUUCAUAGUUAUCAAUAGUCAUCCAUAGUCAUCAAUAGUCAUCCGGAUUUAUCCACUGAUAUCCACUCUGUUCAACUCUCUUCCGCUGUCAUCCAUAUUCAUACUCUGUCAUCGAUGGUCAUUUCAGUCAUCCACAAUCAUCAACUGUCAUUCACCGUUACCACUAUUAUCCAUUGUCAUCCAAUAACAUCUAUAGUCAUCCAUAGUCAUCCAUAGUCAUCCAUAUUCAUCCAUUGCAAAUCAUUAUCAUCGAUUGUUAUCCAUUGUCAUCCAUGGUCUCCCAUCACCAUCCACUGUUAUCCACUGUUAUCUAAGGUUAACCAAUGUGAUCCACUGCCUUCCAAUGUUAUCCACGGUCAUUUGCUGUCAUCCAUUGCCGUCCAUUGUCAACUAAUGCCAGUCAUUGUCGUCCAAUGUUUUCCAUAGACAGCCAUAGUCAUACAUAGUUCCAUAAACAUCCAUCAUCAUCCAUAAUCAUCAAUUGUAUUCUAUAAUCAUCCAUAGUCAUCUAGAGUCAUCCAGAGUCAUCAAUAUUCAUCAUAGUCAUCUAUAAUCAUCCAUAGUCAUACAUAGUCAUCAAAAAUCAUCCAUAAUGAUCCAGAGUCAUCCACAGUCAUUCAUAUUCAUCCAUAUACAUCCAUAGACAACCAAGUUAUCCAUAUACAUCCAUAGUUUUCCAUUGUCGUCAGCUGUCACCUGCUGUCAUCCACUGUCAUCAACUUGCAUCCAUUGUCAUCAAUUGCCAUCCAUGGUCAUCCAUAGUCAUCCCUAGUUAUCCAUGGUGAUUUAUAGUCGUCAAUAGUCAUCAAUAGACAUCCACUGUCAAACAUAGUCAACCACUUGCAUCCAAUGACAUAAGCUGUCAUCCGCUAUCAUCUGCUGUCAUCCAUGGUGACUCAGUGUCAUCUAUUGUUAUAGAUAGUCAUGUAAAUUAACCCUCAGCUUAUUCGCUGUCUUCAACUGUCAUCCAGUGUCAUCUUUUGUAUUCCAUAGUCAUCCGUAUUUAUCCAGUCAUCCAUUCCCAUCCUUUGUAAUCCAUUGUCAUCCAUUCUCAAAGCUGUCAUCCACUGUCAUCCACCGUUAUUUUUUGUUAUCCGUUCUCAUCCAUUGUAAUCCAUAGUCAUUUGCUGUCAUCCAUUCACAUCAAUUGUCAUCAACUAUCAUGCACUGACAUCCAUUAUCAUCCAAUUUUAUCCAUUGUCAACUAUGGCCAGUCAUUGUUGUCCAUUGUUAUAAAUAUACAUCCAUAGACAACCAUAGUCAUCUAUAGUGAUCCUAAAUCAUCCAUAGGAAUCCAUUAUCAUCCAUAGUCACCCAUAGUCACCCAUAGUCAUCCACAGUCAUCCAAAGUCAUCAAUCGGCAUCUACUGUCAUCAAUUGUCAUACAUUUAUAGCAAUAGCCAUUAAAAGUUAUCCAUAGUCAACCAUAGACUUCCAUAAUUCUCUACAGUCAUCCACUGUCAUCCAUAGUCAUCCACUGUCAUUCAAUGACAUAAGCUGUCAUUUCCUUUCAUUCGCUGUCAUCCUUAUUGAUCCACAGACAUUUAUAGGUAUCCAUAGUCAUCCGUAGUCAUACAAAGUCAUUCAGCAUCAUCCAUUGUUAUCCAUUCUCAUAGAAUGUUAUUCAAUGCAAUCCAUUGUCAUCCAUAAUAAUUUGCUGAUAUUUUCUGUCAUAUUUUGCCCUCAACUUUCAUCCACUGUCAUCCAUUCAUUCAUUGUCAUCCAAUUGUAUCAAUUUUCAUCCAUAGUAAUCCAUAGCCAUAAAUAGUGAUCUAUAGCCAUCCAUAGUCAUCCUCUGUCAUCUGCUGUCAUCCAUGGGGAACAACAACCAUCAAUAGUUAUCAAUAGUCAUUCAUGGUCAUACAUAGUCAUUAAAUGUUUACCGCAGUCAUCCGCAUUAAUCCGCUUUCUUCAACUGGCAUCCACUGUCAUCCACAGUCAUCCAUUGUCAUCCAUAGCUAUCCGCUGUCAAAUACUGUCAUCUACAUUCAUUCACUGUCAUCAAUUUUCAUCCAUUGUCAUCCAUUGUCUUUCAUAG
Lymnaea stagnalis (great pond snail) is the source of this 4214-nucleotide messenger RNA. The record is from the annotation of a GenBank genome assembly. Lineage: Eukaryota; Metazoa; Mollusca; Gastropoda; Lymnaeidae.